Phanerochaete carnosa HHB-10118-sp is the source of this 372-nucleotide messenger RNA. RefSeq lists its product as uncharacterized. The record is from RefSeq and is a predicted model, not a curated record. Lineage: Eukaryota; Fungi; Basidiomycota; Agaricomycetes; Polyporales; Phanerochaetaceae. Gene Ontology annotation, cellular component: ribosome; cytosolic small ribosomal subunit. Gene Ontology annotation, molecular function: structural constituent of ribosome; mRNA binding. The annotation marks the transcript as partial. Gene Ontology annotation, biological process: translation. The transcript is spliced from 3 exons.
AAUAAUGGCCGCAACAAAAAGGGCCGUGGCCACGUCAAGUUCGUCCGCUGCUCGAACUGUUCACGUUGCGUCGGCAAGGACAAGGCCAUCAAGCGUUUCACUGUGAGGAAUAUGGUUGAGAGCGCGGCCGUCCGCGAUAUAAGCGAAGCCUCCGUCUACCCUGAGUACGUUAUCCCGAAACUUUACAUCAAAAUCGCAUACUGCGUGUCGUGCGCCAUCCACUCGCACGUCGUCCGUGUUCGCUCUCGCGAGGGUCGUCGCAACCGUGCUCCUCCUCCGCGUGUCCGGUGGAAGGACGGCAAGAAGGUCAACCCCGCUGUCGCAGCUGCUGAGGAUGCCAAAGCGGCGGCGGCGGGUGCUAAGACUGCAUAG